Messenger RNA from Sugiyamaella lignohabitans, 780 nucleotides. Its product is annotated as glyoxylate reductase. Gene Ontology annotation, molecular function: glyoxylate reductase (NADPH) activity; hydroxypyruvate reductase [NAD(P)H] activity; NAD binding. The coding region runs from base 1 to 780 and encodes 259 amino acids. The record is from RefSeq and is a predicted model, not a curated record. The transcript has a single exon. NCBI's taxonomy places the organism in Eukaryota, Fungi, Ascomycota, Dipodascomycetes, Dipodascales, Trichomonascaceae. Gene Ontology annotation, cellular component: cytosol.
AUGUCCGCCAAUGAGGUUAGUGAUAUCGCACUUCAUCUGGCUCUGUCAACUUAUAGGUAUACUACCUUGUAUGAGUACACUUUACGUACUCAAGGUGAUACCAGAACUGCAAUCAGAGCUGCUGCCACUUAUGAUAUUAAGACUGGAAGGCCAUUGGACAAGAUUGAUAAGGAUCAUAAGGGUGAAUAUACGGGUCCUGCCCUUGGUGGAUAUAACACUACAACCCCACAAGGAGAGCGUGUUGGAAUCGCUGGAUUUGGAGGAAUUGGUCAAGCUUUGGCAAAGCGGUUACAUGCAUUGGGCAUGGACGUUCACUAUUUCAAACGUCACAAACUUUCUGAAGAUGAAGAAAAUUCUGAUCCUUUGAAAGGAAUCCCUUUGACUUAUCACGACUCAUUUGAAUCUCUUGCAAAAGUUUCAGAUCUCCUUGCCCUCGCCUUGCCAUUGACAGAUGAGACUCGUCAUACCCUGAAUGAGGAGACAAUCAAACUACUUCCAGAUCGUGCGAAGGUUGUGAAUGUUGGACGGGGAGCCCUUAUUCAUGAAGAUGCCCUUGUACAAGCCUUGAAAUCAGGAAAAGUUGCCUCUGCUGGCCUUGACGUUUUCGAAUAUGAACCGGAAGUACACCCUGAAUUGUUAAAACGUCUCGAUGUCACUAUUUUCCCACACAUAGGUGGAAGAACCCCUUCUUCGGCUGCCCGAGCGAUUGAGAACUGCUUCCAAAACUUGAAAAAUAUUUUAGUUGAUGGUGGAACUGGCCUCACUCCAGUUAGAGAUUAA